This is a messenger RNA of Colletes gigas, 562 nucleotides long. RefSeq names its product probable small nuclear ribonucleoprotein G (gene SNRPG). Lineage: Eukaryota; Metazoa; Arthropoda; Insecta; Hymenoptera; Colletidae. The coding region runs from base 147 to 377 and encodes 76 amino acids. Gene Ontology annotation, biological process: mRNA splicing, via spliceosome; spliceosomal snRNP assembly. Gene Ontology annotation, cellular component: U12-type spliceosomal complex; spliceosomal tri-snRNP complex; U2-type prespliceosome. Gene Ontology annotation, molecular function: RNA binding. The transcript has 4 exons. The record is from RefSeq and is a predicted model, not a curated record.
ACUGAUAUUUAUUAUAAUAUAACAACAGCGUGCAGCAGUGUGCACGUUUUGAAAGACGGAAAAACAACAAUAAAUACGUAUCUGUAUUCGAACUUAAACAAAUAUAUUGUAGAGCAACAUUCCUUGCGAACAACAAAAAUCUCAAAAUGAGUAAGGCACACCCUCCCGAACUUAAAAAAUACAUGGACAAGAGAUUAUCAUUGAAACUAAAUGGCGGAAGGCACGUUGUGGGUAUUUUACGUGGUUUUGAUCCAUUUAUGAACAUGGUUAUAGACGAAAGUAUCGAAGAAUGUAAAGAUGGUACCAAAAACAACAUUGGAAUGGUGGUGAUACGAGGAAACAGUGUUAUAAUGUUGGAGGCCUUGGAUCGAAUAUGAAACAGAACAUGGAAACUGUACAGAAUUGUAAUUUGUAUUCUAAAGAAACUAAGUAAAUUUUUUAUACAAUAAACUGGAUAAUAUUUAAACUUAUUCGUCCUUCAAAUGUAACUUGUAAUUCAUAUCUGGUUGUCUGAGUUGAAAAAAAAUUUUAUGUCAUGUAAAUAGGUGUAAUAUCAAGUAAU